AUGGAAUCAGAAUUGACACUUCAUGAAGGUGGAUGCCAUUGUGAGAAGAUCAAAUGGAGAGUGAAAGCAUCAAGAAGAGUGGUGGCUUGGAGCUGCAACUGCUCAGAUUGUUCAAUGAGAGGCAAUGUCCAUUUCAUUGUCCCUUCAAGCAACUUCGAGCUUCUCGGUGAUUCCAAAGAUUUCAUCACCACUUACACUUUCGGGACUCACACGGCCAAGCAUACCUUCUGCAAGGUCUGUGGGAUCACAUCGUUUUACAUCCCGAGGUCUAACCCCGAUGGAAUCGCAGUCACGGUUAAGUGUGUCAAGUCAGGGACAUUGGACCAUGUUGAGAUCAAAAGCUACGAUGGUCAGAACUGGGAAAUGUCACACAAAGAAACCGGUAUUGCCUCCUUCUCUAAAGAGUGA
Molecule: messenger RNA, 408 nt
Organism: Microthlaspi erraticum
Lineage: Eukaryota; Viridiplantae; Streptophyta; Magnoliopsida; Brassicales; Brassicaceae
Source: the annotation of a GenBank genome assembly